GGGUGGAGCCACACCAUGCAUGUAAACAAUGUGGAGCCGCUGGGACUGGGUGCCGUGGUUAGUGCUCGCCGAGAUCUGCUUGGGUCUAGUUGGCGGUGUGAGUGGCAACACAGCGGGGCACAUCCGAACAGUGGUGCUCAGUGUUCGGCUCCUUGCACCGCCAGCAGCAAGCAGCGUGGACACUGUGAGAGGCAGCUUGUUCCGACGCCCGCCCGCUCCUCCCGCCCACAGCCUGCAAGCAGAGGAGAUCCAGACAGCAUGAAAGUGUACUUACAACUGGCGGUGUUACUCCUGGUGGUGGUGAUCAUCGCUGCGGAGGCAGAGAAACCGCCGCCAAAGAAGGGAAAGGAUGGGAAAGACAAGGAGAAAGAAGGACCUUGCAAAGCCAAGAAAAAGAAGGUGGAAGAGAAGAAAUGCCCUGGGAAAGAUUGUGACGACCCCUGUGAGAUAGAGAAAGGCCCCAAGAAGAAAGUCUGCUACGGAAACAUGCUGCUGUCCAAAAUACAGAAAGAAAACUUGAAGAGAAUAGAAAAAAUCCUGAGUCUGAAUGCCACUGACAAUAAUUACUUGGUCACCUUCAUGGUAAAGUCAGGCAAGAGGCAGGGGUACACGGCGUUGUUGUGGGCUGCGGAGAAGAACAGCACUGUGAUGAUGGAGAUGCUGCUCAACGCGUCUUCCAGAGUCAACCACCAGAGCUCCUCAGGUAUCUCGGCACUCUUCCUCGUCGUUCGGAAUGGAAACAUGGAGUGUGUGGAGAUGCUGCUGCGGAGAGGCGCCAAGCCAGACCUGAAGACCGAGUCAGGUUACACAGCUCUCCUUAUCGCCGUGUGGAACAGAUUCCCAGACAUCGUGAAAAUUUUACUGGAUAACAAAGCUAGCCCAAACACAACCACGCCCGAUUCACAUUACUCAGCGCUGUACCUGGCUGCGAGGAACGGAGACCUGGACAUCGUGAAGUAUCUGACGGAGGCUAAAGCUUAUCUCGACGUGGUCACCUCUUGGGAUGUGACUCCUGUACACGUCGCCACCUACUGGGGCCACGAGAAGAUAGUAAAACAUCUCCUGGAUAGCGGCGCCGAUCCCAACCUUCAGGAAAAGGAUGGCUACACGAUGCUGCACAAGGCUGUCUACUACAACUACCCGGGCAUCGUGGAUCUAGCGCUGGGGGCAGGAGCGAAGGUCGACACACAGAGCAAGAACGGGUACACGGCUCUCAUCCAGGCUGUACGCAGCGGCAGGGUCAAGAUGGUUGAAAAAAUAGUGGACGCAAAGCCCAACCCUGACUUAAAGGAAAAGACAGGUAAGACGGCGCUCCACUGGGCGGCGAGAUCCCAAGGGGUGGAGGUGGUGCAAGCCCUGCUGAAGACCUGCCCUGACGCCAAACUUGAGGACAGAGAUGGACGCACGCCGCUGGACAUCGCCAAGCGCCAUAACAAAAAAGUAGUAAAAAUAAUUCAAGAUUACGAAGCCAACCCCAAUUGUUAGGUGCCUGGCUGCAGCACCCCGCCCACUCGUACCACCCUUCGUGAUGAGGCCUGUUUGUCCCGCCACCCCGCUGCCUCGCCACCAUGUCUCACCUGCCAGGGAAGGGAGCAGUCAGUGUGUCCUGUGCAUAGAAUUCCUUUAGUGUUCCAUCCGAGGCAGCGCCUCAUGACUUAUCGCGGCGUCUAGUCAGUCAGUCGAUCAUCACCAGGAAUUUCUGCUGCUAACAUUUUCUAAUCAAGGUUUCAUGGGAUAACUUUACCAUUAUUUUUACAAUUGAAAUGGUGUCAAUAGUAAUGCUGAUUAAUAUGCCUGGAAUAAGAGGGAAGUCUCACAUCAAGAAUAUGACAUUCUUAAUUUUACUGCGGAGCCUUUCAAUUAUUAAACUGCCUUAUCUAGGUUCGCAGUUUAUCUUAGAAAUACUUUGAUUGUGUAUAACUUAAAAAAAAAAAAAAAAAAAAAAAAUAUAUAUAUAUAUAUAUAUAUAUAUAUAUAUAUAUAUAUAUAUAUAUAUAUAUAUAUAUAUAUAUAUAUAUAUAUAUAUAUAGGUAAAAUUCCGAGACAACCUGUGGGUAGGUGUCUGGGAACGAUCAUCUCUUUAGACUUCCAAACCAUGACUGCGAAGACCACAAGUGUGAAUUGAGUUGGUGGAAUAUCCAAACACCUGUAAUAUACGUGUCUUCAAAUCAAGCAAAGCCUGCCCUCCGCUUUCAUCUUGGCUGGGUGGGAAGUUUAGGGCACGUCACCUGCGGCCGCUUUAUUCACCAAAACCUUCCUCAGUAUUACAUACAUUUAAUUUAGCAUAUGUGCCUUACUUUUAUAACCUAAUGAAUUCUCAUAGACAUAUCGGUACGUGUUAGUGCGAAGUAGUAUUGCAAGAAACGGGUGCUUGUAUAGAGCUGUGGAGGUGGGUAAUGCGAGCAGCACUGUUCAUUUUUCACUGUUCAGUGUGGCCAGCCUGGCUGUUGAGCCCCGAGAAUAAUAAUGUCAGACACUGAGUGAAGGAAAUACACCGCUGAACUGAACAUAAUUGUACAGAUUAUAUUACUCUGAAUCAAAAUCAUGCUACGAGUAGAUGUUUAUCUAGGAAAACUUAGAAUAAUUCUUUGUAUCCUUUGUAUCCAUCUUGAAUGUUAAGUUCGCUUGAAGUAUAUGUAGGUAACACUGACCAGUGCCUUUGCACGUGUACAGUGUAUUUACCUAGUUGUAGUUUUACAGGGCCUGGGCUUUAUAUAUGCUCGUGUGGUCCCGUCUCCAUAUCUACACUUAUCCAAUUUUUCUUUAAAACUAUGUGUGUGUGUGUGUGUGUGUGUGUGUACUGUACGUAUAUAGCUAUCUAUAUUGUAUACAUCAUAUCAUAGCUACCUAAACUCAAUAAACAUGCAAUGCUACA
This is a messenger RNA of Portunus trituberculatus (swimming crab), 2875 nucleotides long. Its product is annotated as ankyrin-1-like. Gene Ontology annotation, molecular function: protein binding. The record is from RefSeq and is a predicted model, not a curated record. The transcript has 14 exons. Bases 16 to 1485 code for a protein of 489 amino acids. Lineage: Eukaryota; Metazoa; Arthropoda; Malacostraca; Decapoda; Portunidae.